Mizuhopecten yessoensis (Yesso scallop) is the source of this 350-nucleotide messenger RNA. Its product is annotated as mitochondrial intermembrane space import and assembly protein 40-B-like. Gene Ontology annotation, biological process: protein import into mitochondrial intermembrane space. Gene Ontology annotation, molecular function: protein-disulfide reductase activity. Gene Ontology annotation, cellular component: mitochondrial intermembrane space. NCBI's taxonomy places the organism in Eukaryota, Metazoa, Mollusca, Bivalvia, Pectinida, Pectinidae. The annotation marks the transcript as partial. The transcript is spliced from 2 exons. The record is from RefSeq and is a predicted model, not a curated record.
GAAAAGACAAAUAUGUUUUUCUAACUGUAAAGGAUGCGAGCGAGCCUAGUAAAUUACCUGUACCAGAAGAGGUAGAAAGACCAGAGAAGUUCGUUAAAGGUUUUGUUGAUAAGGACAAUAAUCUGAAUUGGGAAUGUGCCUGUCGAGGACAAAUGGUAGCCAGCAAGUGCGGUGUGGAAUCACGGAAAUUUUUUCAGUGUAUUCAUGAAAAUAUUGACAAAAGUGACAAGUUUGAAGUCUGUAUAGAUCCGUUAGUGGAAAUGCAGAAAUGCAUGGAGAAAUAUCCUAAACAAUACCCCAUAUUCGAGGAUAAAGAAGAUGUGGAAGACGCUGAAGAUAUUUUACGAUGA